AUGGCUAAUGAUGAAUCCGAUGCUCUUGAUGCGCUUGAGAAGGAAGCCAAGGAAUAUGACAAGGACGCUGAGAUAGACCGUAUUCUGAAAGCAUUUAGACUUGAUGCCUACGCAGUCCUCGAUCUACAGCCCGGUGUACCUGAGUCAGACAUCAAGAUCGUCUAUCGGAAAAAGUCGCUACUAAUUCACCCCGACAAAACCAAAAACCCACUAGCACCUGAAGCCUUUGACCGACUGAAGAAAGCGCAGACAGCCCUGGUUGAUGAGAAGCAGCGACAACAUCUCGACGAAUGCAUCGCGGAUGCGAGACAGCUGCUGAUCCGACAGCACAAGUAUACCGUUGACUCUGAGGAAUUGAAGACGGAAGAGUUCAAGCAGGAAUGGAGAAAGAAGACGGUUGAAGUGCUGGUCGAGGCCGAGGCUCGGCGAAGAAGACAGAUGAAGGCCAGAAUGCAGGAAGAGGGACGAGAGAAGGCCAAAGAAGACGCCGAGAUUGAAGAGAGGAAGCGGAAGCGAGAUCAUGAGAAGAGCUGGGAGGAGACGAGAGAGCAGCGGAUAGGCAGUUGGCGAGACUUCCAGAAGGGGGUGAAGAAGUCAGAAGACCAGAAGAAGAAAAAGAAGAUGAAGGUGUUGGGAUGA
Molecule: messenger RNA, 639 nt
Organism: Exophiala spinifera
Lineage: Eukaryota; Fungi; Ascomycota; Eurotiomycetes; Chaetothyriales; Herpotrichiellaceae
Exons: 3
Coding region: 1-639 (212 amino acids)
Source: RefSeq, a predicted model, not a curated record